Molecule: messenger RNA, 2620 nt
Organism: Telopea speciosissima
Lineage: Eukaryota; Viridiplantae; Streptophyta; Magnoliopsida; Proteales; Proteaceae
Exons: 9
Coding region: 109-2430 (773 amino acids)
Molecular function (GO): protein binding
Source: RefSeq, a predicted model, not a curated record
UUAAAAUUAAAAAAAAAAUAAAAGAAAAAAAAUUACCCCUGUUUGAAGAGAGAGGAGAGAGAGAGAGAAGAGAGAGGAGAGAGAGAAGAGAGAGAGGGGGAGGCCACAAUGGGUAAGGUAGUGGAGAAGAAGAAGAAGAAGAAAGGACGACCAUCUCUUUUAGAUCUCCAAAAGCGAAAUCUCAGACAACAACAAGAGCAGCAUCAACAACAACAGCAAAAGCAAAACCCUAGAUCUAACCCAUAUUCCAAUUCUAAUUACAGAAACCCUAUCGUUUCCAGUCCUAACCCUAACCCUAACCCUAACCCUAACCGUCGAUUAACUCGUCGUAACCCCUACCCUGACGGAAUUCCUGCCGCAGAUUCCGAGGGAGCCGUUGCCGUUGAUGAGGAAGACGACGACGACGAUGAGGAUUCCAACGGUAAGCGUAAGGAGAAGAAGCUCAAAUUCGUCCUUCGACGACUGCCUUCGAAUCAGCAACCCAGAUCUUCUUUGAAUUCUUCACUGAAUUCUGGUUCUUAUGCCUCUGAUUCCAAUGCUGAGGAUGAGAACUCUGGAACGCCUCAUAAGAAGCGGAAGAUUAAUGUCGUUAGGGACGGAUCUGGUCCCGGAGAUGUGCAAAAGGGAGAAAAUGCGAAGUCUGCCUCGAAAGGGGAAGAGUCAGAGUCACCAUUGGAGUCCGGACCCACAACACCUUUACCGGACAAAAAGUUGCUGGUGUUCAUCCUUGACAGGCUUCAAAAGAAGGACACUUAUGGAGUGUUCUCUGACCCGGUGAAUCCAGACGAACUGCCAGACUACCAUGAAGUCAUUGAACAUCCAAUGGAUUUUGGGACUGUGAGGAAGAAAUUGGCUGGAGGAGCCUAUGCGAACUUGGAACAAUUUGAGAAAGAUGUCUUAUUGAUCUGUUCAAAUGCAAUGAAAUAUAAUGCACCGGAUACCAUUUACUACCGACAGGCACGAUCUAUGCUAGAGCUGGCACAAAAGAAUUUUGAUAAUUUGAGGCAAGAUAGUGAAGAUAAUGAACCAGAACCAAAAGUAGUGAGGCGAGGUAGACCACCAACCAAACACCUGAAAAAACAACUAGGAAAGCCUCCUUUUGAGCGUGCUGGCUCUGAAUUUUCUUCUGAUGCUACUCUUGCUACUUUGGGAGACAAUUCCAACUGGCAAAACAAUUAUGAUCAAAGAAAAGGAUCUCUUUCAGAUAGGACUGGGCUUUCUGAUGCAUCAGGGAGGAUUUUUCAUGGAUCCCACAACAGUGAAGCUUAUACUAGUUGGUUAAAUGAGCGGAAAUAUGAGAAGAAUGAAGAAUUUCCAGGGUCUGGGUUGAAAGGUAUGUCAGUGAAGUAUGGGAAGAAGCAGUUUGUUUCAGAUGAAAGCAGGCGCAACACCUACAAGCAGUUCCAUCCAUCAGUUGUUGGAUGCAAGCCAUCAGUAUUUACUGUCUUUGAUGGGGAGCCAAAGCAGCUAAUGACUGUGGGGCUUCAGGCGGAAUUUGGUUAUGCAAGGAGCUUGGCUCGCUUUGCUGCAAAUCUUGGGCCUGUUGCUUGGAAGGUUGCCUCCCAGAAGAUUGAAAGGGCAUUGCCUCCUGGACUGCAGUUUGGUCCUGGUUGGGUAGGAGAAAAUGAGGCGCCACAGCCACGGCCACAAGUACAAGCACCAUCUCCACCUGUGCAGCUGCUACCGCAUUCCUCUUCCUUACCAAAGAUCUUAGCAUCAACUGCUACCUCUCAUGCAGGUGACCCUAAAGCAGGUAGAACAUCAGAAAAAGACUCUUCGAAUAACUCUGCAUCAGAUGGCAUUCAUUGCAAGCCUCCCCCACCGUCUACUGCAGCCUCUUCUGCGUUCCAUAUUAGAAGUAGAACUCCUGAACCAACUACAGUAGCAGAAGCUGCUGGAGGAUUAAAUUAUGAUAGUGGGUUCAGUUUAUUGAAUAGCAGUGGUGGUACAAUCAAGCCUAGGCCUCCCUUUCAGAUUCAUCAGAGUCCUCCAAUCCAGAACACUAUGAAUGGUUUAAGUGGGGGAAUUGGGUUUAAUGUUUCACCUCAGAUGGGGAAACUGUUAAGGCCAGGCAGGCCAGCAGGUACCUUUGGUUCAGAGGCUACAAUGGCUUCAGGAAUGGUUGGCAUGGUUGCCCGAAGCAAUAACUUUGCCCAUUCAACACCUGUUGGCCAUUCAGAAUCCGAGGACAAGAAGUUGUCGGCAAGUUCAAAUACAGUGAGUUCAGGGGUUGCGUUGCCAGAUUCCAACCAAGAAUCACAGUUGGUACCUGGAGUGGUGCACCGGAAGACAUCGUGGGGUGGAUUGUCGUUGCACCAGAAAACAGAUUCAGUUCCACCUGACCUGAAUGUUAGAUUUCAAUCACCAGGAUCUCCAAGUUCCAGUGUUCCGGUUGAUUCACCUCAGCCAGAUUUAGUAUUGCAGCUCUGAGGAUCGUUUAGUUAUUCUUCUUUGGCAAUUAGUCGGAGUUGGGAGCUCCUGGGAAUAGGAGGGAGGCAUAGGGAGUCUCUCUAGAUAAGCUGGUAGGGCAUAGUCACACCUAAUUGUGUUGUAAAAGAGUAGGGGGAGGUUUGUACAGAUUAAUGUAUUCUAAUUUUAUGGUUCAAAUUUAGGAGGAAAA